Molecule: messenger RNA, 1017 nt
Organism: Coniosporium apollinis CBS 100218
Lineage: Eukaryota; Fungi; Ascomycota; Dothideomycetes
Exons: 2
Coding region: 1-1017 (338 amino acids)
Biological process (GO): transsulfuration
Cellular component (GO): mitochondrion
Molecular function (GO): thiosulfate-cyanide sulfurtransferase activity
Source: RefSeq, a predicted model, not a curated record
AUGCUUCUCCACAUCCGCCCUCCCGCUUCCGCCCUCCGCUCCUCCCCAGGAGCUCUCUCCUCACGGACUCCAUGUGUCUUCCGUCGAACGCUCUCGUCCUACCUAGUUACCCCCGCCGAGCUCUCCACCGCCCUGAAGAAGAACUCCUCUUCCAAGAUCUCCACCGCGCCGCGCAUCGUGCCCCUCUGCGCGACCUGGUUCCUGCCCAACGACCCUGCCAAGCGCACAGGCUGGAACGAGUUCAAAUCCAUCCGCAUCCCACGCGCCAAGUUCUUCGACAUCGACAAGAUCAGCGACUCGUCGUCCUACCCGCACAUGCUGCCCUCGGCCGACCUGUUCGCGCGCGCGAUGCGCCGGCUGGGCAUCAGACGGGAGGACACGGUCGUGGUCUAUGACAGCAAAGAUCUCGGCAUCUUCAGCGCCCCGAGGGUGGCGUGGACGUUCAAGGUGUAUGGGCACCCGGACGUGCAUAUUCUGAACAACUUCAAGGUCUGGUGUGAUGAUGGUUACCCGACCGAGAGCGGCAUGCUGGAGAAGCUGGAGGCGGUCGACUAUCCUGACCCUGAGCUGGACAAGGACAAAGUGGCCGCUUUCGAAGACGUGCGAGAUGUUGCGCGCCAGCAGAGUGGUGCUUUGUCCCCCCGAUCUGUGCAGAUUCUUGACGCUCGGAGCCGAGGACGGUGGGAGGGAAAGGAGCCAGAACCGCGUCCAGGUCUGCCCUCCGGCCACAUCCCCUCUUCCGUCAGCGUCCCCGUCUCCGAACUCCUGCAUCCGGAAAGGAAGACGUUGCUCCCGCCCGCCGAGUUACAAGCCCUGUUCAAGCAAAAAGGCGUUGACCCCUCAAUACCUACCAUAAGCAGCUGCGGGACUGGUGUCACAGCCGCCGUGAUUGAUGUGGCACUAGCAGAGGCUGGCUUCGCCGAGCGAGGGAGGCGGAUAUAUGAUGGUAGCUGGACAGAGUGGGCUUCGCGGGCUAAGCAGGAUGGGAUGGAGGACGCGCUGAUCGGAAGAGCUUGA